AACUCUCUUGUUUGUGUGAUUAUUAAGAAAAAUCGAGAUUUGAGGUAUGUUAAGAAACAUGUUGUCAAAUGUCAAACGUGGAAUGUUUAUAGUGGUCAGGUGCGCUUAGCUACACCUAGAUAUAAUUCUCAGGCAUGCUAAUUCAAUCAUAAAUACAAUCUCGGUUAAAGUGUGGGAUAAAAAUACAUGUCUGGCAUUAAAAUACAUUUAUGAAAUAAACUGAUGUUCAUUCUGCAAAGUUAUUAAGCAUUCAUGGGAGAUGUUUCACAUCAAAGAAGAUCAAAAGAUUUCUUGAAAGAUAAAGGCAGAAAAUUUCAGCUUAUUGGUUGCCCAUUACCAUUGCCUGUAAAUUUAUCAUACGUUUUUCUGCAAUUCCAUAGGGUUCCCAUUAAUUAUCUACUUGUGAAUCUGGCUGUAGCAGACAUCCUUUUUGCAGCGUUUAUUGCACCAUCCGUUAUUCUGAGACUUACAUUCAAUCACCCAGGAGGGAUGACUGGUACAGUGUUAUGCAAAUUACUAACGGGUGGUAAUGUGGCAUGGGUCGGAGGUAUCGCCUCAGUCGUUACCCUGGUUACAAUCGCUAUUGAACGAUACUAUGCCGUAAUGUACCCUCUUGGAAACAAAUGGAAACUUACCAAGCGAAAACUGAAGGUGAUCAUUCCUGUUACCUGGAUCUUCUCCAUGACAUUUUAUUUGCCGUUCUUCCUGGUGGCAGAAUUUGAUUCCAAGGUAGGCUUCUGCGCAUGGAAAUGGCCAGACAAGUGGAUGCGUAAAGCUUACAGUGUGCUAUGGCUGGUGUUUGUUGUUCUCCCUUUAGUACUGAUGGUCAGGCUUUACUCCAGAGUUGUGUAUACUUUGUGGUUCAAGCGUUCCGAUGACAAUCAACUCACUUUCCGACAAAGAGGUGUCAUCAGGCUGCGGAAGCGAGUCACUCUGAUGGUUGUAACUGUCAGUGCCAUAUUUGGUGUGUGUUGGGGUGCAGAUUCCACUGUGUACAUCUUAAGAACCUUUGCACCUUACAACAUCGGUCCCAUGGCUGUAGCCGUCACACAGAUUAUGGUCUUGUUAAAUUCUGCCGCCAACCCUUUUGUAUAUGCCCUGUUGAACCAACGAUUCAGAGAGAAGAUCAAAGCAGUUGUAUGCUGCACUGAUCCCUUGGAGUCUAGGCUUCAAGCUAGGAGAGGGACUCAAAGCAUAGAGCUUCCUGUCAUGUACAAAACCACCCACCCGACCCUGUGUUGCAGGGAGUAGUACAUUCCUUGUAGUG
Orbicella faveolata is the source of this 1267-nucleotide messenger RNA. RefSeq names its product pyroglutamylated RF-amide peptide receptor-like. NCBI's taxonomy places the organism in Eukaryota, Metazoa, Cnidaria, Anthozoa, Scleractinia, Merulinidae. Gene Ontology annotation, cellular component: membrane. Gene Ontology annotation, biological process: G protein-coupled receptor signaling pathway. The record is from RefSeq and is a predicted model, not a curated record. Gene Ontology annotation, molecular function: G protein-coupled receptor activity.